Parascedosporium putredinis is the source of this 231-nucleotide messenger RNA. NCBI's taxonomy places the organism in Eukaryota, Fungi, Ascomycota, Sordariomycetes, Microascales, Microascaceae. The record is from the annotation of a GenBank genome assembly.
AUGGAUCCGUGGUGGAGCUUCGCGGUGGAGGCGCAGGCGAUUGAUCGGGUGCAUCGGAUGGGCCAGGAGGGCGAGGUCAAGGUGUAUCGGUUUAUUGUGCAGGAUAGCGUGGAGGAGAGGAUGCUCAAGGUGCAGGACCGGAAGAAGUUUAUCGCUUCGUCUCUAGGUAUGAUGAGCGACGAAGAAAAGAGGCACCAACGGAUCGAGGACAUCAAGGACUUGUUGAGUUGA